Aspergillus tanneri is the source of this 1275-nucleotide messenger RNA. RefSeq lists its product as uncharacterized. The transcript has a single exon. The record is from RefSeq and is a predicted model, not a curated record. Bases 1 to 1275 code for a protein of 424 amino acids. NCBI's taxonomy places the organism in Eukaryota, Fungi, Ascomycota, Eurotiomycetes, Eurotiales, Aspergillaceae.
AUGACUUCUUCUAGUAGAGGCUUGCUCGUUCCAAUCCUCGCCAUACUCUUCGGCAUUUACAAAUUCUACAUCCACAAUGUUAUCGUGCUGCAUUUCGGCAUCGGCCGUACCAUCCAGCCACUCGAGGACUUCCCCAACUAUAGCUGCCAACGCAUCCAACACCCACUAUUAGGGAGCUGCGAAGACCUCUGGCUCGACUCAUUUGGUCGUAAGCUGUAUGCCGCAUGUUCUAGCCCAGCCAAGCGCAAAGCGUGGAGUCCGGGUGGGAACGUGUACGAUCUCGCAGCCCGGACAGCCGCUGGCGGUGGUACCGACUACAUCACCGUGCUAGAUGUUGACAAGCCCGGCCCCGAUGGGUUGUACGGCGCACGUGCCCUGAAUUUCCGUGGAAAAGAUGGUGAUGUGGAAGAACUGGAUCUGCAUGGUUUCGAUGUCCGCGUGAUUGACGGCAAUCGACUGCGGUUUUGGCUGAUUAACCACCGGCCGCCCCUGGACUUGCUGACGGGGGGGCAGCUACUAGACGCUAGCAACGUGGGGGCGAAUUCUACUAUCGAAGUCUACGAUCUCGAUAUUCGUCGUGGAGGAGAUAGUAAUUACCUGGAACAUGUCAAGACAAUUGUUAGCGACGCGAUCAUCUCGCCGAACAACCUUGUCGCAUUGGACGACAACGACAAUAGCAGAGGAGGCUUCCUGCUUACCAACGACCACAACACCAGGGCUCCUGGCGUCCUUCGGAAACUCACCCCGAUUCUCGGAGGUGGCAGCAUUUCAUACUGUAGGACGGAUACAGGCCAGUGCCAUAUUACCUCCUCAGACAAAUAUACCCUCCCUAACGGCAUCACGAGGGAUCCGUCUUCAGGCCUGAUUUACGUCGCGCAGUCUGGAAAGGGUGUUGUCACUGUCCACAGCUUGACGGCCGACAACCGACUUGUCCAAAUUGACGAAAUUCCCAUGUCCAUGGGAGUUGACAAUGUGUCAAUUGAUACGAAAGGCAACAUAUUCGUGGGCGCGUUCCCGAAUUCCAUCCAACUUUUGAAAGCAUUCAAAGACCCGUACCGGACGGGCGCACCGUCAACGGUGCUAAUGAUUCGCAAGAAGACAGCUGAUCAUGAUGCACCAGCAGAGAAAGCGGCAUAUGAAGUCAUCAAGGUCGUGGAGGACGCAGAGGCAAAGGUCCUUCCUACCACCACAACCGCGGUGCAUGACCCCAUCUCGGGUCGGUUGUUCCUGGGUGGUGUAACGUCGCCAUUCAUGGCAGUCUGCGAGAGGCAGUGA